AUGACUGAUUAUCCCGAGUACAGCACAUUUUGGGAAGGUCAAACAGCCAAUGUUGAUACAAAUAGUUCUCAUGGUCGUUCACCAUACUAUGAGAACACUACAUGGGGGAAUGGAUAUCUUUACGGGUGCACAUUUGAAAAUCUGCAAAAUUGUUUCGUACCGAAAUGGCUCACAAAAAAAGUGACAGAAAACCUUAAAUUGCGCGGCAAUUUUAAUUAA
This is a messenger RNA of Trichomonas vaginalis G3, 219 nucleotides long. RefSeq lists its product as uncharacterized. NCBI's taxonomy places the organism in Eukaryota, Parabasalia, Trichomonadida, Trichomonadidae. The record is from RefSeq and is a predicted model, not a curated record. The coding region runs from base 1 to 219 and encodes 72 amino acids. The transcript has a single exon.